This is a messenger RNA of Carassius auratus (goldfish), 3826 nucleotides long. RefSeq names its product kinase suppressor of Ras 1-like. Gene Ontology annotation, cellular component: cytoplasm. Lineage: Eukaryota; Metazoa; Chordata; Actinopteri; Cypriniformes; Cyprinidae. Bases 16 to 2946 code for a protein of 976 amino acids. Gene Ontology annotation, biological process: protein phosphorylation; Ras protein signal transduction. Gene Ontology annotation, molecular function: protein kinase activity; ATP binding. The transcript is spliced from 20 exons. The record is from RefSeq and is a predicted model, not a curated record.
AACCAGUCCACGAGUAUGUUUAAGUUCGAGCUCAUGCCCCUAAAGCCGUGCCAAUGCCGAGGAAUGGAUACUAGUGUCUCUGGCAAAGUUGGAAACAUGGUCGCAAGUGAUGAGGAGCAUUUGGACGCGAGCGACGGCAGUAACGCAGGGAUGGACGCGCUUCACCAGUGCGAGCUCAUCCAAAACCUGAUCGAGAUCUCCAUCUCUAGUCUGAAGGGGCUUCGGACCAAGUGCGCAGCAUCUAACGACCUGACCCAACAUGAGAUCCGCGCUUUGGAGGUGAAGCUGGUGAAGUACAUCAGUAAACAGUUAGAGUGGAAGCAGAGUGUUCCAGAGAGAGAGAGACCGCUGGCGCUGGACUCUUACCCACAGCUCAUAGACUGGCUGUACACCAUCAACCUCCGGCCAGAGCUCAUAGAGGCAGUCCCUGUGAAGCUGUCUCUGGAUGCUCUGCUGCAAAUGUCCAGUGCGCAGGUGGAAGACGCCAUGAAAAGACUGGGCUCUAGCAGUGAGGAGUGUUCCCGUAUCACAGCUGCCCUCUCCUGUCUCAAGAGCGCUACUGACACAGGUGCAGCUCUUAAGAAAGAGGGCAUCCCGUGGAUAGCAGAACCCACUCAGCGUGACAGUUCCUCUGUUGACCCGCUGUCUUGUUCUAUGCGUGCACAUCAGCCUUACAGUCCCAGCCCAACCAGCUGGCCCCCUCCUUCUGCUUUACCUGCCCUUCGUUCCUGUGUCUCUGUCUCUGCUCUACCCUCAAUGGACUUCCCUACAAUCGUCCACCCUCACUGUGAUGCGCUGACGGACCCUUUUUCAUCCUCCCCGCAGCUGAACCGCUGCCCCCCCCGGCUGCUGUCCACCCCUCCAGCCACACCACCAACGAGAAGAUAUGGCAAAGUAAAGCCCACACGAACUCCACCACCUCCAUCCCGUAAACUGCUAAACCUCCUGCCCAACAUCACCCUCACACGCAGCAAGAGCCAGAGCCAACUGGCCAACCGGAUCGAUGACCCUACACCCAACAAGAGAGGGAAGAAGAACAAGCCGCUUCUGAACGUGCAGGUAAAUGGUGGAGGAAACGGCUGGGAAGACUCGCCCUCACGGUCACCACUGCUGUCUGCCCGUUCCCCCUGCAUCCUACCAAACACCCCCAGUCACCUGGGAGAUCCCGCAGGUGUUAGAAAUAAUGUUGCAUCCCACGGAAGCUCUCCGCUAAUCAUGAGGAAGGAUAUUGGUCUGGAUGUCACACACAGAUUUUCCACCAAGUCGUGGUUGUCUCAGACGUGUCAGGUGUGCAAGAAGAACAUGAUGUUUGGUGUUAAAUGCAAACAUUGCAAGGUGAAGUGCCACAAUAAAUGUACCAAAGAGGCCCCUAAGUGCAGGAUUUCAUUUGCACAAUUUCCAAAUAAUAUCAGAAGAACAGAGUCAGUACCGUCAGGUAUCAAUAACCAGGUGGAGCGACCGACAGAGUCUCAGCAGUACGGAACAUUACCGAAGGCAAUAAACAAAAAGGACCACCCUCCAUCACUGAGUCAGCUGGACUCCAGUAGUAACCCCUCCUCCACCACCUCCUCCACCCCCUCCUCACCUGCCCCCUUUGGUCAGAGCAACCCCCCAAGUGCCACCCCACCACCCAACCCCUCCCCUAAGGGUCCCGUUGACAGUCGGUUUCACUUCCCAGACGUAUCCAGUUCCACACAUUCAGAUGGAGGUUGCAACACCGGAGAAACUGAUCAGUUGGAUGGUAAUGUCAACCAGUCGUCAACAGGCCAAAGUGAAGCUGUGGACGAGGAGCAGCAAGGGAAUGACGGUCAGGAUCAGGAAGGUUCGGAUGAUGAAAGUGAAGGUGAUGAAGUGGAUGACCUGCCCAACUGCAGGGGCUACUGGAAGGACCACAUAAGGCGUAAGGCCAGCCAGACCAGCGUUUACCUGCAGGAGUGGGAUGUGCCUUUCGAGCAGCUGGAGCUCGGAGAGCUGAUCGGUAAAGGCCGCUGGGGGAAGGUGUGCAGGGGCCGCUGGCAUGGAGAGGUGGCUGUUCGCUUGUUAGAGAUUGAUGGUAACAACCAGGAGCACCUGAAGCUGUUCAAGAAGGAGGUGAUGAACUACCGGCAGACGCGACACGAGAACGUGGUGCUGUUUAUGGGGGCCUGCAUGAACCCGCCUCAUCUGGCCAUUAUCACCAGCUUUUGUAAAGGACGGACACUCUACUCGGUUGUCAGGGAUUCUAAACUUGACAUCAACAAGAUAAGACAAAUCGCUCAGGAAAUUGUAAAGGGAAUGGGUUACCUCCAUGCAAAAGGAAUUGUGCACAAAGAUUUAAAGUCUAAGAAUGUUUUUUACGAUUCAAACAAAGUGGUCAUCACCGAUUUCGGUCUGUUUGGGAUGUCUGGAGUGGUCCAGGAGGACAGGCGGGAAAAUGAACUGAAGCUUCCACGAGGGUGGAUCUAUUACCUGGCUCCAGAGAUUGUGCGAAAGAUGGUACCAGGAAACCAAGAAGACUGUCUGCCCUUUUCGAAAGCUGCUGAUGUUUACGCAUUUGGCACUAUCUGGUAUGAACUUCAGGCUAAAGAAUGGCCUAUUGUUAACCAACCGACUGAAGUUUUGAUCUAUCAGCUGGGAAGUGGAGAAGGCAUCAGAACGUUACUGACCCAGAAGGGUACAAGCUUGGGCAAGGAGGUUACGGAGAUCUUGUCAGCCUGCUGGUCCUUUAAGGUUGAGGACAGACCCACAUUCACUCAGCUGUCAGACUUACUAGAGAAGCUGCCGAAGCUCAAUCGCAGACUCUCACACCCCGGCCACUUCUGGAAGUCUGAGGAUGCAUGGCAUCACCACUGUCUGCGUGAGCACUGCAGUCCAGGCCUCCGCUCUCGUUGUCCCUAUGUCUACAAAUACGAUGGUUUGUCAACAGCUGCUGUUAACAUGGCUACUGCAUUCAAAGAAAACAACUGAGUCAUUUUUAGAAUAUUUUUAAUAGUAGUCCCAUCUUUGCCGGUUCUAACACUGAGCAAAGUUAUUAGCUGAAAAGUUGUAAAUGUAAAAUAUGCAGAUAGGCUUUCAGCUGUUUUACUGAGCUAGUUGACUUUGCCAUGUUUUGCCAUUUCGAAUGGAAUUUGAUUUCCAUUGCUCUUUUGAGGACAUACCUUAAGCUUUUACAGUCCACAAACUUUCUCCUGUAUUCUUUAAAAAAAGUGACUUCCGUAUUCUAUGUAUUUGCUCAAAAUUACGAUUUAACUGAAUAAUUAUUUACCGGAUGCUAAUCUGACCUACUGAGCCCUCCCUUCCGGGAUGGAUAUAGAUCUUCAAAAAUAUGGAUCCUGAUGAGUUAUUUGUAAUAUCAUAAAUAAUGAAACAAUAUUUUGAUCCAGCUGGAUGAUGUUCAAGAACUUUUAAUAUCGAAUACCUCUCAUUUUAAUUUGUGCGUGUGUGAGAGAGAAAGUGUGUGAGAGUGUGCAUGUAGAGUUUUGAGUGAUUUAUUUGUGGUGUUCUGAACAAUGAGAGGCUGGAGAAGAUGGCAGUGACUGUUCCCAUGACAAUUUAAAGGAAUUCGAAUAGAGAACUGUUGUUUUAUUUAUUGUACAGCUAAGAUUUCUUAUAUUAUUUGUACAAAAUGUUAUAUGUUUCCAUCUAAAAAUUGUUGAAAAGGUACUUUUCUCCUGUUGUACAGCUCUUUAUAAACAAAGUGUGUCGAACACAAUUUGUACAUUUCUAGAAUGAGAUUGCGGUUUUAAUGUUAUGUAAUUAUGAAUUAAUAUUUUUGUAAAGCUUAUAGCCACUUGUCUGUAAACACAAUGUCCUUUUAUCCUUGCAGAAAUAAAACAUUUGAAAUAUU